This is a messenger RNA of Cicer arietinum (chickpea), 540 nucleotides long. NCBI's taxonomy places the organism in Eukaryota, Viridiplantae, Streptophyta, Magnoliopsida, Fabales, Fabaceae. The record is from RefSeq and is a predicted model, not a curated record.
AUGGUACCAAAUGAUGAAGAAGCUCUCCAAGCUUUGGAUGAAUCUCAAGCUACUACACAAGCCUCUGCGCAAGCAGCUGCACAAGUUGCUGCUCAAGCUACUAUCUACAGUGGUGGCCAAGGAAAUGUGCAAAUAAAUGAGUUCAUGGUGAUGGAUCGAUUCCAUAAGGCUAACCCUCAAUCGUUUGAAGGUCACUAUAAUCCUGAUGGAGCUCAAAAGUGGUUGCAAGAGGUUGAGAAACUUUUCAGAGGAGUGGCAUGUUCCGAAGGUCAUAUAGUGCAUUUGAGAACCUUUAUGUUGACGAAAGAAGCUGAACAUUGGUGGGAUAAUGCGCAUCAACGUUUAGAUAAUGAUGGGAUUGCAAUUACUUCGGAUGUAUUCAAGAACACGUUCUUAGUCAAGUAUUUUCCUGAAGACAUCCGUAAUAGGAAUAAAAUGGAAUUUGUCAAAUUGGAAAAGGGGAAUAUGUUAGUAGCGGAGUAUGCCGCUAAGUUUGAGGAGUUAUCUAGGUACUAUUCACUCUAUGUUGGAGACACAUGA